GGCAGGAGCAGGAGCUCGAGCGAGCGAGCGAGCGAGCGAUCGCAGCCCGCCCGGCUUCCUCUCCAGCAUCCCGAGCCCGGGAUUGCAGGUGAGCGGGAGACUUAAAACCAUUCCAGGAUGGCUUAUUUUUUGGCGCUGUUCUCUUUGCUGGCCAUGCAAAGUGUGUUGAUAGGGGCAACAUUCCCAGAUGAAACCAUAGCUGAGUGGUCAGUGAAUAUGUAUAACCAUCUUCGAGCCACUGGGGAAGAUGAAAACAUUCUCUUUUCUCCACUGAGCAUUGCCCUCGCAAUGGGAGUGAUGGAGAUCGGGGCUCAAGGGUCUACUCUGAAAGAAAUUCGCCAUUCAAUGGGAUACGAUGGCCUGAAGAACGGUGAAGAAUUUUCUUUCCUAAAAGAUUUUUCUAACGUGGUCUCUGCUGAAGAGAGCCAAUAUGUGAUGAAAAUUGCCAAUUCCCUCUUUGUGCAAAAUGGAUUUCAUAUCAAUGAUGAGUUCUUGAAAAUGAUGAAAAAGUACUUUAAUGCAGAAGUUAAUCAUGUGGAUUUCAGUCAAAAUGUAGCUGUGGCCAACUACAUCAAUAAGUGGGUGGAGAAUUAUACAAACAGUCUGUUGAAAGAUUUGGUAUCUCCAAGGGAUUUUGAUUCUGUCACUCAUCUGGCCCUCAUCAAUGCUGUGUAUUUCAAAGGGAACUGGAAAUCACAGUUUAGACCUGAAAAUACCAGAACGUUUUCUUUCACUAAAGAUGAUGAAAGUGAAGUACAGAUUCCAAUGAUGUAUCAACAAGGAGAAUUUUAUUAUGGAGAAUUUAGUGAUGGAUCCAAUGAGGCUGGUGGCAUCUACCAAGUCCUAGAAAUACCCUAUGAGGGAGAUGAGAUCAGCAUGAUGCUGGUACUGUCCAGACAGGAAGUUCCACUGGCCACACUGGAGCCUCUACUCAAAGCACAGCUGAUUGAAGAGUGGACAAACUCUGUUAAGAAACAAAAGGUGGAAGUCUACCUGCCCAGGUUCACAGUGGAACAGGAAAUUGAUUUAAAAGACACCUUUAAAGCCCUUGGAGUCACUGAAAUUUUCAACAAAGAUGCAAAUUUGACUGCCAUGUCAGAUAAGAAAGAGCUGUUUCUCUCCAAAAUUGUUCACAAGUCCUUCAUUGAGGUUAACGAAGAAGGGUCAGAAGCAGCUGCAGCCUCCGGAAUGAUUGCAAUUAGCAGGAUGGCUGUGCUGUACCCCCAGGUUAUUGUCGACCAUCCAUUUUUCUUUCUUAUCAAGAUGAGGAGAACUGGUAGAAUCUUAUUCAUGGGACGAGUCAUGCACCCGGAAACAAUGAACACAAGUGGACAUGAUUUUGAGGAACUUUAAAUGAUGACGUUUGAGUGAAAAAGGAAGCAGUAAUAAAGCACAUUAUGUUUGCAAUUGGUAUAUAUUUAGGAUUUUUGUUUUAGAGGAUUACUUAAGGUGAUAUUUAGAAUAGUUCUGGAUAGAAGUAAUACAUGUGACCUAUCAGUCAGCCUGUCAAGAAAUGUUAUCAGUAUUAAGGUUAUGGUCCUGUUAUGUUAUUGUGUCUGUUGUGCUGUUGUUUAAAAUAAAAGUAUAUAUCGAA
Messenger RNA from Peromyscus eremicus (cactus mouse), 1594 nucleotides. It is a transcript of the gene Serpini1, whose product is annotated as serpin family I member 1. The record is from RefSeq and is a predicted model, not a curated record. Bases 118 to 1353 code for a protein of 411 amino acids. Gene Ontology annotation, molecular function: serine-type endopeptidase inhibitor activity. The transcript has 9 exons. Gene Ontology annotation, biological process: negative regulation of endopeptidase activity. NCBI's taxonomy places the organism in Eukaryota, Metazoa, Chordata, Mammalia, Rodentia, Cricetidae.